AUGGGCUCGACGCUGUCUCUGCCGGCCACCGCCGCCGCCGCCGAUGCCGAACCCCGGGUGACGCCGGCCUCGGCGCCCACGGGCCCUACACCACCAUCCUCACCACCAGGGACCACGGCCAGAAGCGAUGACGAUCCGCUGCAAACGGCGCAGAAACAGGUGCUGCCUCAGCAGCAACAACAAUUAACCCCUCCUCCGUCUCCUCCGCCAAAUACAUACACAUUUCCCGCCAAGAAGCUCAAGCGCCGCCUCACGCAACCCGGCAAGACGCCGCUCGUGCUCGUCGCCUGCGGCAGCUUCUCGCCCAUCACCAAGCUGCACGUGCAAAUGUUUGAGCUAGCGACGCGCCACAUCCCGCGGACCAAAUUCGAGAUUGUCGGCAAUUAUCUGAGUCCUUGCAGCGACGCAUACAACAAAUCCUCCCUCGUCCCCGCCCACCACCGCCUGCAAAUGUGCACCCUCGCCGUCGACAACCUCGCCACCACCGCCAUCCAGGUCGACGACUGGGAGGCCACGCGCGUCGACGCCGCCGGCCGCCCGCUCUACAGCCGCACCGCCGACGUCCUGCGCCACUUUGACUCGGCCAUCAACGACGACCUCGGCGGCAUCGAGUCCUGCGACGGCUCCUCCAAGUCCCCGGCCCGCAUCAUGCUGCUCAUCGGCGCCGACCUCGCCCUCACCAUGAGCAACCCCAAGGUCUGGGCGCCCGCCGACAUCGACGUCCUGCUGGGCUACUACGGCGCCUUCAUCGUCGAGCGCCCGCAUCAGUGCGCGAUCCGCGACGCCGUCGCGCCGCUGAGCAGGUACAAGGACAACAUCUGGGUCGUCGACUCGUUUGAGAAUGAUAUAAGCUCCACAAAGGUCCGCGCGCAAAUACAGAACCGCGAGCAGUCGAUGGAUAUACCCGGCGCCGUCUUUAAAUACAUCAAGACGCAUCGUCUAUAUCUGGAGUAG
Akanthomyces muscarius is the source of this 954-nucleotide messenger RNA. RefSeq lists its product as uncharacterized. Gene Ontology annotation, molecular function: nicotinate-nucleotide adenylyltransferase activity; nicotinamide-nucleotide adenylyltransferase activity. The transcript is spliced from 2 exons. The record is from RefSeq and is a predicted model, not a curated record. NCBI's taxonomy places the organism in Eukaryota, Fungi, Ascomycota, Sordariomycetes, Hypocreales, Cordycipitaceae. The coding region runs from base 1 to 954 and encodes 317 amino acids. Gene Ontology annotation, biological process: NAD+ biosynthetic process.